Apis dorsata (giant honeybee) is the source of this 939-nucleotide messenger RNA. Its product is annotated as serine-protein kinase ATM-like. Gene Ontology annotation, biological process: DNA damage response. The record is from RefSeq and is a predicted model, not a curated record. The transcript is spliced from 3 exons. NCBI's taxonomy places the organism in Eukaryota, Metazoa, Arthropoda, Insecta, Hymenoptera, Apidae. Gene Ontology annotation, molecular function: protein serine/threonine kinase activity; protein binding. The coding region runs from base 35 to 895 and encodes 286 amino acids.
UAAAUUUAUAUUUAAUACAUUAUGUAUUUCAGAAAUGGCAAAUGGAUUACAACAAUCAGGUCUUCAAUAUUUACUUAGUAAUUUUAUAUCUAUUAUGUUGAAGAAUGGUGCAAAAAUAGAUGAAGAGAUUCAAUAUGAAUGUGCUUGGCGACUUAGUAAUUGGAAUAUUUGUGAAACAAAUCAAAUUUUAUACACACAGAAUAACUGUAAUUUAAAAUUAGAAGUAUCUGAACAUGAUUAUAAUUUUUAUCAUUAUCAAGCAUUAAAAUAUUUUCAUGAAGGUAAUAAAAUAGGUAUACAAGAUGCAAUUCAAAAUGCUCGCAUUAGCAUUAUAAAAGCACUUAGAAGCAUUAGUCUAGAAAAUAAUAAAACUAUAUAUGAAAAAUUAAUGCAAUUACAAUUAAUUAAUGAAAUUGAGGAAUUAAGUUUUGCUAAACAAGAUGAAUAUGAACAAAUAUUGCAUAAAUGGCAACAGCAAGAUGUUGCAAAUUUUAGUGAUUUUCAAUAUAUUGAACCCAUUUUAACUCAAAGAACUAUAAUGUUUCAAAUAAAUAAUACUUUAAUUGAUAAUAUAAAUAUUAAAAAUGCACUUUUUAAUACAUAUUUACAAAUAUCAAAAAUAGCAGCAGAUAAAGAGGAUUUGCAAAUUGCUACUCGUGCAUUAGCUAUUUUGACAAAACAAAAAGAUAUACCACAAAAAAUUCAAGAUCAAUUACUUUAUCAAGAAUCUCUAUUAGCACGACUUAGAAAGGAUGUAUAUGUUGGAAGAUUUCUUUUACGUAAUUUAAUGUACAAAGAAGAUUUGGAUAUAAAUUUGCAAGCACAAAUAUUAAGAGUUUAUGGAGAUUGGAUGGCUGAAACAAAAUCAGAAAACCCCCAAGUACAUAUUAUUUAGAGUAAAUUAUAAGAGAAAAUUAAAUUAUGAAAAGAAUUGAAAUU